Epinephelus moara (kelp grouper) is the source of this 5845-nucleotide messenger RNA. It is a transcript of the gene snx27a, whose product is annotated as sorting nexin 27a. The coding region runs from base 114 to 1811 and encodes 565 amino acids. Gene Ontology annotation, molecular function: phosphatidylinositol-3-phosphate binding; protein binding. The record is from RefSeq and is a predicted model, not a curated record. Gene Ontology annotation, cellular component: early endosome. The transcript has 13 exons. Lineage: Eukaryota; Metazoa; Chordata; Actinopteri; Perciformes; Serranidae. Gene Ontology annotation, biological process: intracellular protein transport; signal transduction.
UCAACAACAGAGUCGGUCUGUGGGGCUAACGUUACUGUGGGGCAGAGCUCGAGUGUUGUUUUGAAUUUACGAUAAGACCCCGACUGGAAGGGGGGCCAAGGCCUGUGGAUAAGAUGGCGAAUGUAGGAGACGAUGAAACUCGGUCCGCGCUCCCUUCGGCAUCCCGUAACGGUCCGGUUGUCGGUUCGUCUGCGGGCACCGCGGGCCAGAACGCGGCUAGCGUUAUGGUAACGUCAGGUCCGCGGAUGGUGAGGAUCGUCAAGUCGGAGUCCGGCUAUGGUUUCAAUGUUCGCGGUCAAGUUAGCGAAGGAGGACAGCUUCGGAGCAUCAACGGGGAACUGUACGCUCCUCUUCAGCAUGUCAGCGCUGUUUUACCCGGAGGUGCGGCAGACCGAGCCGGGAUAGCAAAGGGUGACAGGAUCCUGGAAGUUAAUGGGGUGAGCGUGGAAGGUGCCACCCAUAAGCAGGUGGUGGACCUGAUCCGUGCAGGGGAGAAGGAGCUGGUUCUGGCUGUGCUGUCUGUUCCAGCUCAGGAGGCUGAUGGAUUGGAGGGAGGGGAAGAUGUCCAACCCAACUAUGAUUACAGUGACAAGCAGGCAGUGCCCAUUUCCAUUCCAACAUACAAACAUGUAGAGCAGCACUCGGAGAGGUUUGUGGUGUACAACGUGUACAUGUCAGGUAGACAGAUGUGCUCAAAGCGCUACCGGGAGUUUGCCAUCCUUCACCAGAACCUAAAGAGGGAGUUUUCCAACUUCAACUUCCCGAAGCUUCCCGGUAAAUGGCCCUUCUCCCUGUCUGAACAGCAGCUGGACGCUCGGCGUAGAGGCCUGGAGGAGUAUCUCGAGCGAGUUUGCUCUGUGCGGGUGAUUGGAGAGAGUGACAUCAUGCAGGAGUUUCUGUCUGAAUCAGAUGAGAACUACAAUGGAGUGACAGAUGUAGAACUGCGGAUAGCUCUGCCAGACAAGACCACCAUCUCUGUCAGAGUCCGCAAGAACAGCACCACAGACCAGGUGUACCAGGCAUUAGUGAUGAAGGUUGGAAUGGACAGUAUUAUGGCGAGCUACUUUGCCCUUUUUGAAGUCAUCAACCACUCGUUUGUGCGGAAGCUGGCGCCUAAUGAGUUUCCCCACAAGCUUUAUGUGCAGAAUUACACGUCGGCAGUGCCGGGGACUUGCUUGGCGCUCCGCAAAUGGUUGUUCAGCUUCCAGGAGGAGGAGUUGCUGAGAGACAACCCGCUGGCACUGCACUAUUGCUUUCACCAGGCAUUGGAAGAUGUGAAGAAGGGAUUCAUAAAAACAGAGGACAAAUCCUACCAGCUGCAGAAGCUGGCAGAGCAGCGCAAGAUGGCCACGUACCUGAGUUUGUUGCGAACAUGCGAGGGCUACAAUGAGGUGGUGUUCCCCCACUGCUCCUGUGACUCGAGGAGGAAGGGACAUGUCAUCACAGCUAUCAGCAUCCAUCACUUCAAGCUGCACGCUUGUACCGAGGACGGCACACUGGAGAACCAGGUGAUAGCUUUUGAGUGGGGGGAAAUGCAGCGUUGGGACACUGAUGAGGAGGGGAUGGCUUUCUGCUUUGAAUACGCCAGAGGAGAAAAGAAACCUCGCUGGGUCAAGAUCUUCACUCCAUAUUUUAACUACAUGCAUGAGUGCUUUGAGCGGGUCUUUUGUGAGCUGAAGUGGAGGAAACAGGUGGAGGAAGAAACAUCUGACAAAGACAACAAAAACUGCAGUAACAAUGAGUAUCUGCCUCCUCUGGAGACACAGCAGAAGGGAUGGCGCCACCUAGGGGGAGAGAUUGCAACUUCCUAAAAUCAUAUUUCAUCCCUCGAACUAGAACUGGUCCACUCGCAUCAUCACAGCCACCCCAGAGAGCGCCCAUCGACAAACACAGAACUGAGUGACAGACUGAGGCGAUCCAUGUCCCUGAAAACAAACGGGAAGUGACCGAAUUGGGAAACUGGAAUAGCCACACUUAACCGACCCCAGGGAUGCACACAGCAAGAAGAGCAAUGAAGGAAGAUAAACAAAAGCCAACUCUCAUGUCAUUUACUAGAUCUCCAUAGCGUGUCUGUUGUUUUCCUCCAUACAUCUGCCCUGUGAUGUGAGGCUGGACACAAGCAAAUUCUCGCCACUGGUUGAGAUGUGACACAUACAUUCAGUGUGUGACCGAUCAGGGUCAAUGCAGCGCCGCCGCAAAGGGGGCUUCUCAAUGAAUCGCCACUUGAUGAGGAGGCUGCAAGAGGGAUAGGAUUGUCCAACACUAUCUGCUCGACCCCAACCCUUCAGCGUGGCCCUCGUCUGCUGAGCUGAGCUGAGCUGAUAGAGAUGAAAUGGAAAGAUACAUAAUAAUGGGGUUUUCACUUCUUAACAGAAAGCAAAACCACACUUUAUACUGAUGAUAGACAUUAACACAAAAUGCUGUUUUCUAUCUGUAAGGUCAGAGGUAUUCUGUCUGUGUCAGAAAACGUAGGCGACACAAAUGUAACAACUGAAGAUGGAUAUGUUCAUAAUUGUGUAUGUUUAACAAUCUUCUGAUAAAAUAUAGAUUAAUAUAAGAGCUAUAAUAAUUUGUUUCUUGAUCUAAUACGACAAAACACUAACUGAAUUGCAUUCGAGCUGCUCUAACCAAACUCAAUUUUUCACCUUGUCCUCUGGUGUAACCCACACGACUUCAAAACGGCGUCUGUUGGCAGCCUGCCUAUAAUGUCUGUGUAUUUAUCCCCCUCACAAGUGUGUAUUGUGAUUUAGGAAGAUGCAUUCUCAUCUUCAGCUCUGUGCGAGGAUGAUCUCUUGAUCAAAAGGUUGACGGGCCAAAUGUUUUCAAAAUGGCAUGUGCUCUAACCGACAGAUUGUGACUAUAAAGACAGGACAAGUGUCGUCUGUCGAGCUGCAGCUUUUCGAACAGGCAGCAGAGGGCAGCAGAGUGUAAGACAGGUUUAUUUGCAGGCUUUGAGCAGGAAUAGAAAUCUUCUCAGAGCUUCUUAAAGAGUGAUCCCUCGGGCUCUGUAACUCACCCAAAAGUAUCACUCCUCUGCAGUUUGUCCAUUAACCACAUCAGGAGGACAGAUGGUGUGUGUAUGUGUGUGUUGCAGAGAGAGUAGAUGGUGCGUAAAGUUGUGUGACUGCAACUGCAGCCGUCAGCAUACAUGGCAAUGCAGGCAGCUGUCUGCCUCUUGCUCCGUCUAAACUGGUACAGUAUUAGUUAUGUGUGUACGCACAUGACAUAUGAUCACGUGACAGUUUUACAUUUUACACAGGUUUUUUGUGUUUAGAGCACACAGAGAUAAUUGUUUUUUCUUUUUUCUCUUUGUUGAUGCAAACAGUUUUGUCUCACUCUAAGUGUAUAGAAAGGUUUCCAUGCUGACGGAAAAUAUUUCUGAAUGGAGACAGCGUGCGCAAAUGUAUUGAUUCCACCUGAAUGCGACAGAGUGUUGCUUAUCCCACUAAUGGAUAGUAAUUUAUCUCGGCUGAUUCAUGACUGACUCAUUCUUGAGCUUCACUCGCUGUCUGGCAGUGACCAAAAACCUGAAACUGUGAGUGAUGUUGGUGGGGUUUUUUGUUCACACUGACUUUAGAGCACAAAUUCAAGUCCCACUUGAGUUAAAAGAUUUUUUUUUACAGUAGAGAAUAGCUUUGGGGUCAAUUAAAUGUUUAAUUCAUGCCUAGGUUUAGUCAUAAUUUGCUUUCAGUCAGUUACCUUGGAGCAUGCUUGCUUGCGUGUGUGUGUGUGUGUGUGUGUGUCCUCUAUGUUUAUCAUUGACAUUGCUGAUAAGCUUUUAGGCUCUGAUUGGAUGUGUCUGAUGAGCUGUCGGUGUGAGAGCCAGCAAAUGAAGAUGGGGUUUUGUAUCGGUACGACAGCAGAGACACCAGACAGAUGGAGACAAAUGGUAGGCGUCUCCUAUUGUCUAACACUCACAGCCGCUCGAAUGCUUUUUCAGUAUCAAACACACACACACACACACACACACACAUCCCUGUCUCCCUGCUACUCUGUCUCAACAGUUUAACAAAACUGUGUAACAUUACAAAAUAUUUCAUUUGUCAUGCAGUUGUUAUACAACAGCCUAUAGCAAUACAUACCUGUGUUUUGCACACACAUCAAAGGUAGCUGAAUUGUGAGAGAAACUGCAAUGUGCAGAUUGCUGGAUGGUCAUUUUGACAGCCAGAGUAAUAGCCAAUUUAGAGAUGGAUGACAUAAGAAUUGGAGCUGUUCAACCAUGAUGAUGUUUUUCUCUCUUUAUAAGAUGUAGAGGGAGAGGCAGAUAGAGGUGGUGUGACUGUGUGUGUUGGCCUCUCUGUCCUCCGCUCUUACUCUCUCCAGGUUGGUCUCCCAUCAUCACAGGGGGAUGUGGUUGCCGUGGCAGCACCACGUUGGCUCAACACGCUCAGUGCAGCCUCUGUUCCUUUUAUUCCUGUCAGCCAACUGACUCACUCCUCCCAAUAAUGUAUUCAAAGCAGUGUUUUGGGGUUUUUUUGUGUUUGAUGUUUGUUCUCUGUCCCCGUGGCUCAUGCUGCUGUGAAUAGGCUUUUAGAAAGCUGCUGUUUUUCUAUAUCUGUGUUUUGGUUCGUCUCGUCUGUGCCAGGUGCCAUCUUCCACUCGGUCACAGGCAGGUGCGCAUACUGUCAGUUGUCGUCCGUUUCUGCCAUCAGUUGAGAUAAAUGUCAUUGUAACAGUGUUUAGGUGAAAGCAGAGGGAUGACAGGAAUGUUGAGAAGCACAUCUAUCUAUGGUCGGCCUGUGUUUGUUCGUCAGUGUACGCUGUGCUGUGGGGCACCUGUGUUUGUGUGUGUGAUGCUGGCGACUUUGGCUUGUAAGUGAAUGAUUAUUUACAGAAAGAGGAUUAAAUUUCACGGCGGACUGAACAGAUAACAGAAUGUUGGCUGGUGCCGCAAACACGGUGGCAGUAGAAUAAAACAUGAACUUGUCUGUGUGUGGACUGCGUGUGAGGCUCAGAAAGUUUGUGUUCAUCACAAUCGCCCCUGAAGUGCUCAUCUGAAUGAUGCUGUUGCUAUAGUAACACAUCAGUGUUUGGAAGCUAAAUCAGCACUGAUUCAGGUCAUUCAGUGGCAGGGGCAAGAUCUUUUCUGUUUGUUCCAAUUCUACGGCAUUUCAGGCUCAGAGUCCAGUAUUCAAAGUGGCAUUUACGACACUGUUGGUUCAUACAGAGCUGCUACGUUUGUCUCAUCGUCAGCGUUUUUGUGUAGACUUGAUGUUCGUCAACCUCUGGAACACACACCCAGCACAGAGGGCACUAGCUGCUGGCUUUCCCAUUUCAGCUGAUGGUUCGUUCCUACCUUAACUAACAUGAGGGGUGGAUUUAAGUGCAGUUUUAAAAAAGUGUUAGCCUUUGUGUAAUUAAUUUCUGCUUUUCCAUAGGCAGUGACAUGAAUUAAAAGCCUAAGCCUUGUUUGUCUGUCUACAGCAUAACCUGUAAAUAGUUGUUUUAAAAAGAAAAGAGAAUAUCUCUUGGACAAAAUGCACUCUUGUUUCUCCAACUCAAAACUUUUAUUUAUUUAAGCAGAUAUUAUAAAGAUUGGGGGAAUGAAAGUGUACAAUGCUAGAGCCAGCGGUGAUCAUUGAUUUUGUGCGUGGGGAACGGCUGUACGGAGGAUUAGCUAACUACACAAUUAAACAAGCUGUUAAAAAGAGAAGCAGUGUCUAAAAACAUUAACACCUGAUACAGAACUAGGCUACAAAAUGGAGCGUUUUAUAUCUAAAAAGAAAAAAGAAAAAACAUGAAGGUUUACUAACCAAUAUAAGAAAAAGAAAAAAGGUUUGAAAAUGUUGUGUAGAGUAAUAAAUUGUAACAAUAUUUUAAAUAAAGUUAUAUAUUGGGAACAAAA